This is a messenger RNA of Lactuca saligna, 603 nucleotides long. Lineage: Eukaryota; Viridiplantae; Streptophyta; Magnoliopsida; Asterales; Asteraceae. The record is from the annotation of a GenBank genome assembly.
AUGUAUAAUACCACCACAUUUAGAAAGGCCUACAGUUAUAGGAUUGCUUCCAUAAAUGGGAGUGUCAUGUGGCCAAAGACAAAUUAUACACCACCAUUGCCUCUUAUUAGUAGAAGAAUGUGUGGUAGGCCUACAACUAAGAGGAAGAAAUAUAGUACAGAAAAUAAAGGAAAACACAAGGUCUCUAAGGAUGGAAAGAAGGUUAAGUGUAGUAUAUGCAAGGAGAUAGGUCACAACAAGGCUACUUGUCGGGAGACAAUACCUCAAAAGUUAAAUGUGAAGAGACAGAAAAUUAGCGACAAGCAAAAUGCAGGAGAUGGUACUAGUAAUAAAGGUCAACAACAUGAGAAGGUGAAAAUGACUCAAUUGAGGUGGAAAAUACUCAAAAUGAUUUUCAAGUUGAGCUUAAUGAUGUUCAAUCAAGUCCUAGUGAUGCACAUGAUUAUGCUUAUAUGCAACUUACUCCACCUAGAGGUGAGGAUGUUGUUGAGGGUGUGGCUAAUGUUCAAGUGCAGGAGGGUGUGGCUAAUGUUCAAGUAUAGGAGGUUGUUGCUAAUGUCUAAGUGUAGGAGGUUGUGUAUCAUGUUCAACGGAAUAGAGUAA